Cicer arietinum (chickpea) is the source of this 783-nucleotide messenger RNA. NCBI's taxonomy places the organism in Eukaryota, Viridiplantae, Streptophyta, Magnoliopsida, Fabales, Fabaceae. The record is from RefSeq and is a predicted model, not a curated record.
AUGGAUCAUUUCCUGAUCUCUUUCAUUGACCAGAUGCUUGAGCGCCUAGCUGGACAUGAGUAUUACUACUUCUUAGAUGGCUACUUGGGAUACAAUCAGAUAGUUGUGGCACCCGAGGAUCAAGAGAAAACUGCAUUUACAUGUUCGUAUGGGGUUUUGCUUAUCGGCGGAUGCCAUUUGGGUUGUAAAGUUAUUGUUUACACUGAUCAUGCUGCCUUAAGGUAUUUGUUAACUAAGCAGGAAUAUAAGCCAAGGCUACUCAGAUGGAUUCAAUUACUACAAGAGUUCGAUGUUGAGAUCCAAGAUAAGAAGGGAUCAGAUAACACUAUAGCUGACCACCUAUCUCGAUUGGAGAAAGUGAGGGAGAAUGAUGACACUAGACCGAUUCAAGACCAAUUCGCUGGUGAGCACAUCUUCACAAUUGCCAAGGCACCUUGGUUCACUGACUUUGCUAAUUUUAAGGUAUGUGAGGCAAUUCCAUCCGAUUUCACCUACCAACAACAAAAGAAGUUUAUCCAUGAUGCCAAAUUCUAUGUAUGGGAUGAACCCUUUAUGUACAAAAGAGGAGUGGAUGAGUUGUUGCGAAGGUGUGUGCCAGAGGAGGAGCAAGAAAAGGUAUUGUGGCACUGUCAUGACUCUAAUUAUGGGGGUCAUUUUAGUGGGGAUCGAACUGCAGCAAAAGUUCUCCAAUCGAGACUAUCUUGGCCUUCAUUGUUUAAAGGUUCAUUCAACUAUGUGAAGAAGUGUGAUCGAUGUCAGCGCACUGGUAACAUUUCAAAAUGA